Molecule: messenger RNA, 4048 nt
Organism: Rhopilema esculentum
Lineage: Eukaryota; Metazoa; Cnidaria; Scyphozoa; Rhizostomeae; Rhizostomatidae
Biological process (GO): regulation of DNA-templated transcription
Molecular function (GO): DNA-binding transcription factor activity; protein dimerization activity
Source: RefSeq, a predicted model, not a curated record
UUUUGUUUUUCUCAUCAAUAUUUUUGCUUUCUCUUGUCUUUAAGAUAUGAUUUUUAGUCACCAUAUUGGUGAAAAAACUUGCUCAUUUGCUGCUUCAAUAUUUAAAGCAUAGUUUAUACUUUGUCGUUGUUAUAUUGUCAUCAUUUAUAUCACUUCCUGGUUAGGUAUAUUUAAAUUUAUCGCAUGACUCAUAUUCCUCAGCGAAUUCAGCUACUAUCUAUCGUGACUUGGUGGUGACGUAAUUGUUUUAUGAAUCGUGUAUAAGCUUCCCAGCUUGAUCGAGACCUGCUGUUGAUGGCAUAAACAAAAGGUAGCAAUCUGCGCAUACAGCAUUACGCAUUGUAUUGAGAUACAGAAUACGAUAGCCAAUCAGAUCACUUGAACGCCAUCCGAUAAAACAGAAGUCACUCAAGCGUCGCGGGCAUUUGAAAAUCUUUUGAUAUCGCGCGUGGCUGCUCUUUAGGAGUGCUUUUGGACAGCAGUCUUCUCUCGCAUGAACACCGCAGACCACUUGGACUGUUUUUUGCAAGUUGAUAAGAGAUUUUGAAAUACGCGGUAUUCGUCAAUCCAGCAAAACAGUACUUGCAACCAGCUAGCAUGCUGUAUGACGAAGGACUUGACUACGAGCAGUGCCACAAUUUGCCUGUCGCAGCUGAAAGAUUCUACGAGGAUAUUCUUACCCCAAACGGAAUGUCUGGUGAAGAUCUAUGGAAGAAACCCCCCAUGAGCGUUGGGCUGCCAACACCACCUUCUACCCCAGAGAAAAGCUCCUUAAGGCUUCGUGGAAGUCUCAAACUUAUAGACACGAACGCUCUCAAUAUGCAUCUAUACAACAGCCCAGUUCACCAGAGCCCCAAUAACAAUUUACAAGUUGUUCCUGACGCAAUCACUGGUGAAGAUGUUCAGGAUUUUAUACCUUUUCUGACAGAUCUUGGAAACCGCAGCAUGGCGUCGCCCAACUUUUUCGACACUGCUGUAAGUCAGGGACAGUGUAAUUCACAGACUAAACGAAGUCCACCACCAUGCACUCCAUCAGAAUCUAUCGUUCAUUCACCAUCAUUUCAAGCAGAGCAGAAUAACCAUUGUGGAUUUCAAGACCCAGAUCAAAGUUUCACACACAACGGUUGCCUCUUCUCUGAUGUUACAACUGAAGGUUCCUUCUCGAUCACGACGUACAGAGACAUCCAAGCAGGAAGUGGCACAACCACAGUGCCAACUUGCAUCUCAAGUAUGCGUGAGACAGUGGUGCCAGAAUGCAUGCUCUCCCCUGUUUCUCCAUCAAAGCCAUUGAAAAGAUCGUACAGCGCUAUAUCGACGGUACCAAACUCGAUGCAGCGAAACCCAAGCAUAAUGAAUUCUCCUGUAGUGAGAAAGCUUGACUUUUUGGACGAUUUAACGCAUAAUUCCGCUCAGAUUGGGCGUAACCAAGUUACGCAAAACAUCGGACAAUUACACCAUAACCAUAAUGUGGGUACAUUAGUACCUAGUGUUGGGGCACACUCGUUGGCAUCGCUGCAGCAGAGUGAUCAGUACCUUCGACAAAUUAAGAUCGAGACUGUAGAAAAUUUUCGCAAAGUCGAUGAUACAGAAAAGAAUGGUGGAGAAACGGAAUUGAGCCGUGCAACACAUAAUGUUUUAGAACGACAAAGGAGGAAUGAUCUAAAGAUGAGAUUUCAUAUUCUUAGAGACAAUCUCCCAGAUUUGAUGAAUAACGAAAAGGCCCCGAAGAUUCAGAUCUUGAAAAAGGCUUACGAGUUCACACAAGAACUUAAAGCGCAAGAGCAGAGACUUUUAGCUGACAAAGAGCUUGAGCGCCAAAGGAAAUUCAUAUUGCUUAGAAGACUCCAUGCUUUGAGGCAAGGAUUCUUCGAUUACUAGCCUCGUUUGUUUGUUGUUAUAGCUUAAAUGCUCCUUGUGGAGAUAUUGAUAAUUUGUAGAACGGUGUGAUGGUUUAUUAGAAAGAAAGGUCCUGGGAAAUUUAAUCAUACUAGAACCAUGCAUGCCAGGGUUAUUAUUAAUAAAUUGAUCAAGACUCAAUUUAUUUUGCAUCGUCUUGAGGGUCACUGCAUUACGAGCAUCAUCUCUAAAUUGUGUCCCUAACGAGACUCACUCUUGGCUUGCUUGGUACUGUUGUUUUUAAACUUUGCGUUGUAACAAUAAUUUUAUCGCUAGAGAUGCGACAAUGCUUAAAUUAAAGCCUGUUCUCAGUGUUGCUGGGAUUAAAUAGCAGGUCUUCUAAGGGGAAGUUGGAUCACAAAGAACACUACAACCUCCGAUUAUCGAAAAAAUACACAUUCCCCCUUUUCUUCAUAAGAUCCCUCCCCCUCUUUACAAAGCCUUAUGCCGCUUAGGCCAACCUUUUCUUCUUUGCUGAAACUGAUCCGGCGUCCCGGAAAACAACCCUUCUACUGAAUCAUCCAUAAGUUUGCAAAUAAAUGCUGCUUUGUUAGCUAACCCGCUUUAUUUUGUUUCCUAAUUUUUGUAUUUUCAGAGACUAGUUUAUUCAUUGGACUUUUAACUUUGUAUGACUUUUGCAAGAUAAACGCUAAUUUAUCGUCAAUGCGUAUUCAGGUUUAUAUGAAAUACGCCACCAAUCGUUAACAGGCGUCAUUUCAUUGAGACUCGCAUCAACCUCUGGACCUUGAAAAGAGAAGCCACACCGUUGUACGAAUCGCUAGCAAGAUUUGCUGACCUCUGUUUAUGCAGAGUUUACAAAAACGUUAUUAAAAUUCCACUGGGAAUUGCAAGGCAUUUUGCCAUUAACCGUGAACACCGAGGCCAAUCAGCUAUCUACAACCUGCUGUUAUCUCAAAGGGACUGGCUGUCUUAAAAAUACCCCCAAAUGUGGAUACCUCCUUUUUUAUUGGUCUCCCAGUUCCAACACGUUCGCUAGUUAAGAACCUUUUUGACUCUAUAUGGAUUGCCUAUUGUAUAGAAACUUAUAGGCACAGAAUCUAUCUUUCUAAGGAUGUUAGUCUUUUGUAAAACAGCAGUUUUUACAAUGGCCUCGGUGUUUCAUAAAUAUCGUUUAUUUACAAUCUAUGUAAUAUUGUACUUUUUGUGUACACCUUUGCAAAGAUAAGCUAUUUGUUUCGUGUUACCGUAUACCAUCCAUGAAGCGUUAACUCCAAACCCACGACUUCCAAAUUCUUUACCUGAAGUAUUUGUCUGAUCUCACAUCUUUUUCCAAAUAUUCCGCUUUUUCUAAAAAAAAUCUUAGCAAGAUUUCUAUAAGUCUUGACGUAUACUAAGGAAAUUGACUGAGUCCUUUGAUUCGUCUGAAUCCUUAACCAAUACAUAAGAAAAACCCCUCAUUCGCUGUUACACAUAUCCUUUUUCCAUAUUUCCAUCUUUUAUAGACUACAAUUUGGUGAUGGGCGUCUACAAUAGUCGUUGUUAAUGUAUUUGUAUGAUAAUUCUGUAUAGUGUGAUUUAUAGAAAUUUGGUAUAAAAUCUGUCAGACAAUAUAUACAUGUUUUAGGCGCUUGUGACGUAAUCGUACUGUUUUCUAGAAACACAAACGUGUUGUACACGAACCCCCACAAUUACUUUUCCAUUUCUCCUUUAAUACCAAUAGGGUGUUGCUUUUUCAGCUAUAGAAAUUUGUUAAAUCCAAUUCUAGGCUAGCUAUUUCUUGGCCUAACUUCCAAUAGUGCCAUUCGAAUACCAUCUAUUUCCAAUUGAUAGUCAUCCUGUUAACGAAUAUCAAACCACAGAGGAAUCAUCUUUUAUAAAAAAAAUUCAAUAAGAGAAGGUAUUUCUGCCACCCUACCCCCCCCCCCAAGUUUCUACUCCUAUUAACAUCGUUUCAAUCUACCCUGUUUUUGUCGCCUCCACAGCUACUCGAAAUACGGUUCUUCGUUUCCUUUUUUCUGUAAAGCAUUCACGUAUGGCUGUAAUUUAGAAACCGUCUUCUUUAUAACUUUGAAAUCGUCAUCCAAUGUCAUGUAAUUUCUCUGAUAUCUACUAGUUUCUAGUUAGCAUUUUAUAAAGGUUUUUUUAAAUUUAUAAAUUUCUUUUUCUAUAAAAUGAAAUGUUAGUCUGUCGA